CUCCCAGAUACCCUUUCCCCUCUUCACCCUUUAUGGAUUUCUUUACUUUAACUUUUAUUUUAAGUUUUUGUUCUUAUUUCUUAGUGCCUUUGUACCCAUCGAGGCUGCAGUCCGCAGUACGGCUGGAUUUAUUUUUAUUUCCUCUGCGUCAUGUUCACGACCACCGGCUCAAGGGGACUGUAUAAAGCCCCAGUGUCAAAAAGCCUGCUGCUCAUCCCAAGUGCUGUGGCCUUCCUGCUAACCGUGGUGUUCCCACAGUACCAGAGCCUGUUCCUCUAUAACCUACAGGCUGUCAGGCAGGAGGGUCAGGUGUGGAAGCUUGGAUGUGGCAGGUUGUUCUGUUUGGACUUGAAGGACACGUUCUGCAGCAGCCUCCUCAUCUACAACUUCCGCAUAUUUGAAAGAAGAUACGGCAGUCGUAAAUUUGCUUCGUUCCUGUUUGGAACAUGGGUCCUCUCAGCGCUGGUGGAUGUCCUGCUUGCCGAAGCCCUAAACCAUGUCGUCCAUCUCAAAAUGGACAUUUUGCCAUCAGGACCCUUGGGCCUGGUCUUUGCCUUGUUUGUGCCUUUCUACUGCUCCAUUCCUCAAGUCCAGGUCACUCAGGUCCUCGGCCAGUUCCCCAUCACCAACAAAUCCUUAGUCUACAUUGUGGGCCUGCAGCUUUUAACAUCAAGCCCUGUUAUGUGGAUCAUUGCCCUGAGUGGACUGGUCUCUGGCGUGGUGUACCACAGUAAUGUCAUGAGAGUGCAGAGCCUCCUCUUUGUCCCAAAAUGGGUGUCAAAGAGCUGUUCCUGUUUCCUGGAGCCUCUGUUUGUGGGAACAGAGCCUACCCAUGAGUCUGCUGUGGGUAUGGGUGCCACUCUAGACAUUCAAAGACAACAGAGAAUGGACCUGCUGGACCAGCAGAUUCUUCUGUCCCAGUUCGCACAGAUGAGGAGAAACCGCCAGCAGCAGGUUGGCCUGAUCAACUGGAACCGAUUCUUCCCCUCCCUCCGUCACAGAGGGCAGAAUCACAAUCCUGCCCAGCCUCAGCAACCCGCGCAACCCGCACAUCCAAACCCCACCGACAACACCCCUGUUUCAGAGGAGCAGGUAGCUAUGCUAAUGGAGAUGGGCUUCUCCAGACUUGAUGCCCUGGAGGCCUUGCGAGCAUCCAACAAUGAUCUCAACAUGGCCACCAACUUUCUGCUUCAGCACUGAGGGAGGGGGGAGGGAGGAACGGGACGCCAGGGUGCGUAGUGAGGUAGCACCCAAACACACAGUCCCACCUCUCCAACCGGCCUGUUCUCUGAACAGCAUGGACGUUGGCACUGUGGAUUACUUACUUGUGAAUACGAUGUUAACCUCUGAAAGGAUUAACUAGUUGCACUGUGAGUGCAACGGUCUGGCUACUGAUGGCAGUCAUAGGCAAACACUUCAAUGGUUACUUUAGCUAAAUGGGUGCAAAUGCCUUGAUUGUCCAAGAUACUGGUGGUUAUUCGUGUUUAAUGAGCUCUGAUUGGCUGGCACCUACCUGUCAGUCACCUAAAUGCUGCUGGUUAAUAUCGUUUUGGCAGUUCCAGGGUGCUUCCUUAACUGGUUGCUGUAAUGACGGGAGAGGCUAUGAGUUGCUGAAAUCUCAGGGCUUGAAUCACCUUUGCCUAACAUGUUUAAACAACCCAAUCUCCAUACACACACAAACAUGGAAAAAUUAAACAUGUAGCCUGUGUUUGCCACGGACUGUGAGAUUUUUGCUGAUGUAUGAUUUUGGAGGAUAUCUUAAGCAAGGAGUUGAUAUGAAGUGAAUUGAAAUAAGUUACUACAAAGGAAAAAAACUUUUAAGGAAUUGAAUAUUUGUUGCUACUGUAAUUGUUUUGCUUGGAGAAAAUAAAAAUGGUACAAAGUUCCAUAUA
This is a messenger RNA of Megalops cyprinoides (Indo-Pacific tarpon), 1892 nucleotides long. RefSeq names its product UBA domain containing 2 (gene ubac2). Gene Ontology annotation, molecular function: protein binding; serine-type endopeptidase activity. The record is from RefSeq and is a predicted model, not a curated record. The transcript is spliced from 9 exons. Bases 151 to 1200 code for a protein of 349 amino acids. Lineage: Eukaryota; Metazoa; Chordata; Actinopteri; Elopiformes; Megalopidae.